Messenger RNA from Pistacia vera, 2036 nucleotides. RefSeq names its product probable alkaline/neutral invertase D. The transcript is spliced from 5 exons. The record is from RefSeq and is a predicted model, not a curated record. Bases 212 to 1876 code for a protein of 554 amino acids. Lineage: Eukaryota; Viridiplantae; Streptophyta; Magnoliopsida; Sapindales; Anacardiaceae. Gene Ontology annotation, biological process: sucrose catabolic process. Gene Ontology annotation, molecular function: endo-alpha-N-acetylgalactosaminidase activity; sucrose alpha-glucosidase activity.
CUCUCACUAUAAAUACAACCACUUCUCAACAUGUACUCUUUUUCUCUCUUCUUCCUCUUCUCUCUCUUAUUACCGUUUUCCCCCUUCGUCCCCUCUCUUUCGCCGACCGUUUUCCGGCAAAUCCGCCGGCGAUUUCGUGCACCGCCGGUCGUCAAACUCUCUUGCUCCUUCUUCUUCAUCUUCUUCGCGCUCUCAGGAAGCAUAGUUUGAAAUGGAGGGAUUGGGACUGAAAAAUGUGAGUUCGCAUUGUUCAAUAUCUGAAAUGGACGACUAUGAUCUGUCGCGCCUUCUUGAUAAGCCAAGGCUGAACAUUGAGAGGCAGAGAUCGUUCGAUGAGAGGUCGCUUAGCGAGCUUUCCAUUGGCUUGGCACGUGGAGGCAUUGACAAUUAUGAGAGCACUUACUCGCCCGGUGGCCGGUCAGUGGUGGACACGCCGUUGUCCUCUACUAGGAACUCGUUUGAGCCCCAUCCAAUGGUAGCCGAGGCCUGGGAGGCUCUUAGAAGGUCCCUCGUGCAUUUCAGGGAUCAGCCUGUUGGUACCAUUGCAGCAUAUGAUCAUGCCUCCGAAGAGGUUUUGAAUUAUGAUCAGGUUUUUGUACGAGAUUUUGUGCCCAGUGCUCUGGCAUUUUUGAUGAACGGUGAGCCUGAUAUAGUGAAGAACUUCCUUUUGAAGACUCUGCAACUUCAAGGAUGGGAAAAAAGAAUAGACCGAUUUAAGCUUGGGGAAGGUGCAAUGCCAGCUAGCUUCAAAGUUCUUCAUGAUCCGGUUCGGAAAACAGAUACUAUUGUUGCAGAUUUUGGUGAGAGCGCAAUUGGAAGAGUUGCUCCAGUUGACUCUGGUUUCUGGUGGAUUAUUCUGCUUCGUGCAUAUACAAAGUCAACUGGGGAUUUAUCUUUAGCUGAGACACCAGAGUGUCAAAAGGGAAUGAAGCUGAUAUUGACACUCUGUUUGUCAGAAGGGUUUGAUACAUUCCCGACGCUGCUUUGUGCUGAUGGAUGCUCAAUGAUCGAUCGAAGAAUGGGUAUUUAUGGUUAUCCUAUUGAAAUUCAAGCACUUUUCUUUAUGGCACUAAGAUGCGCUUUGUCACUGUUGAAACAUGAUGCUGAAGGGAAAGAAUGUAUUGAGAGAAUUGUAAAACGUUUGCAUGCCUUGAGUUAUCAUAUGAGAAGUUACUUCUGGCUUGACUUUCAACAGCUAAACGACAUAUACAGAUAUAAAACAGAGGAAUACUCUCACACAGCAGUAAAUAAAUUUAAUGUUAUACCUGAUUCAAUCCCUGAGUGGGUUUUUGACUUUAUGCCAACACGUGGUGGCUACUUCAUCGGGAAUGUGAGUCCUGCAAGGAUGGAUUUCCGAUGGUUCGCUUUGGGUAACUGUGUUGCGAUUCUAGCUUCGCUUUCAACUCCCGAACAAUCAAUGGCGAUUAUGGAUCUUAUUGAAGCUCGCUGGGAGGAGCUGGUUGGUGAGAUGCCAUUAAAAAUAACUUAUCCUGCUAUAGAAAGUCACGAGUGGCGGAUAGUAACUGGUUGUGACCCCAAGAAUACUAGAUGGAGUUACCAUAACGGAGGUUCUUGGCCAGUGCUUUUGUGGUUGCUAACGGCUGCUUGCAUUAAGACGGGGCGACCACAAAUUGCAAGACGAGCAAUUGAUCUUGCCGAGACCCGUUUGCUAAAAGAUAGCUGGCCAGAAUAUUACGAUGGGAAACUGGGGAGAUAUAUUGGUAAACAAGCAAGGAAGCAUCAGACGUGGUCUAUUUCAGGAUAUUUGGUGGCAAAGAUGAUGCUGGAGGAUCCGUCACACCUAGGAAUGAUUUCCCUGGAAGAAGACAAACAGAUGAAACCGGUGAUUAGAAGAUCAUCGUCCUGGACAUGCUGAAAAGCGUAAGUGGGCAAGAGCAAAUUUGCCGGAAAAAGGAUAGCGAACAAAAUGGAAAUUUCAAAACUUCUAAUUGAAAAAAGCCAGUAUUCUUUAGGGUCCAUCAUCCUUCUAGGUCUGAUUUUAAGAAUUCGGUUUUUGUGUACAAUAGGAUCUGCUA